ACUCGGAUAACGUAGCCAGCUCCUCUACCAAGUUCACCACGCCAGUUCACCGCGCGAGUUCAUCACUCCGCGUUCGUAAUCAAAUUAGUCUACAGCCGGGAGCCGUACUCGCACUUACAAGGCCGACACCGUGAUCGCCAUUUCCUCGGCUGGUCCAAUGAGGAGCGAGUCCGAGUGCUACGCCGUACCUCCGACGGCUCUUUACUCUCCGAACCCGAAGUUCAUCGGCCUGAUGAACCAGUCUGAGCUGGUGGCGCCAGGGUACCCAUACCAGAACUCAUUGGCGGUGGUAGGCCUCUCGCUCGAGCUGGGAACACUUCUCUACGUGCUGCGUAAGGACGCCCAGGCCGAGCAGGACAUCCCGUACUCCCCAUGCAUCGACGCAAGCAUGACCAGCUUCGACGGGAUAUGCGCGCAGAGUAAAUACGUGCCGAUCAGCCGUGAUGGCAACCUCGUUGCUGUCGCCGGAUAUGCGUUGACGCAAUCCAAGAACAACGUCUUCUUGGCGGAGAUGCCCUCGACUUUCGCCGACAAGAACGGUCCCGCGAACGGCUGGCGAGCUCGCGAAACGUCCACGCAGCUGGCCGACCCCAAGCCAAAGAGGACCCCACCUUCUACGCCCGAGUAA
Dermacentor silvarum is the source of this 628-nucleotide messenger RNA. RefSeq lists its product as uncharacterized. The transcript is spliced from 5 exons. The record is from RefSeq and is a predicted model, not a curated record. Lineage: Eukaryota; Metazoa; Arthropoda; Arachnida; Ixodida; Ixodidae. Bases 158 to 628 code for a protein of 156 amino acids.